Molecule: messenger RNA, 2258 nt
Organism: Acomys russatus (golden spiny mouse)
Lineage: Eukaryota; Metazoa; Chordata; Mammalia; Rodentia; Muridae
Gene: Dhx35
Product: DEAH-box helicase 35
Exons: 22
Coding region: 16-2127 (703 amino acids)
Cellular component (GO): catalytic step 2 spliceosome; intracellular anatomical structure
Molecular function (GO): RNA binding
Source: RefSeq, a predicted model, not a curated record
ACCUUUCACCCCAGCAUGGCUGCGCCCUUGGGACCAGUGAAGUUCUGGAAACCCGGUACAGAAGGGCCAGGUGUCAGCAUCUCUGAAGAGAGACAAAGUGUCGCCGAGAACUCUGGGACAACCAUCAUUUACAAUCCCUACGCAGCCCUUUCCAUAGAGCAGCAGCGCCAGAAGCUGCCUGUGUUCAAGCUUAGGAACCACAUUUUGUACUUGGUAGAAAACUAUCAGACUGUGGUGAUUGUCGGAGAAACAGGAUGUGGGAAGAGCACCCAGAUUCCUCAGUACCUGGCAGAAGCGGGCUGGACAGCCGAGGGACGAGUGGUCGGAGUGACCCAGCCUCGAAGAGUGGCCGCCGUGACAGUUGCAGGGAGAGUGGCUGAUGAAAGGGGCGCAGUGCUGGGCCACGAGGUGGGCUACUGCAUCCGCUUUGAUGACUGCACUGACCCACUGGCGACAAGAAUUAAGUUCCUUACGGAUGGGAUGCUGGUCAGGGAAAUGAUGGUUGAUCCAUUGUUAACAAAAUAUAGUGUCAUCAUGCUGGACGAAGCCCAUGAGAGGACCUUAUAUACAGACAUUGCUAUUGGCUUGCUGAAGAAGAUUCAGAAAAAGCGAGGGGAUCUCCGCCUGAUUGUGGCCUCAGCUACUCUGGACGCAGAGAAAUUUCGCGAUUUCUUCAACCAAAAUGAAACCAAUGACCCAGCCAGGGACACCUGUGUGAUCCUCACCGUGGAAGGACGGACAUUUCCAGUGGAUAUCUUUUACCUACAAAGUCCUGUUCCAGAUUAUAUCAAGGCAACCGUGGACACUGUGGUGAAGAUCCACCAGACAGAGGGAGAUGGAGACAUACUAGCCUUUCUCACUGGCCAGGAAGAAGUAGAAACUGUCGUGUCCAUGUUGAUUGAGCAGGCUCGGGCGCUUGCCCGCACCGGGAUGAAGAAACACCUCCGUGUUCUCCCGAUGUAUGCAGGACUGCCUUCUUUUGAGCAAAUGAAGGUGUUUGACAGGGUGUCACACAGCGUGAGAAAGGUGAUCGUGGCCACCAAUGUGGCAGAGACUUCCAUCACCAUCAGUGGCAUUGUGUAUGUGAUUGACUGUGGCUUUAUGAAGCUUCGCGCCUACAACCCCAGGACGGCCAUUGAAUGCUUGGUGGUGGUACCCGUGUCUCAGGCAUCAGCCAACCAGAGGGCAGGACGUGGUGGGCGCAACCGCUCCGGAAAGUGUUACCGCCUUUAUACAGAGGAAGCCUUCGACCAGUUACCCCAGUCCACCGUCCCAGAGAUGCAGCGCAGCAAUUUGGCCCCCGUCAUCCUGCAGCUGAAAGCCCUAGGGAUCGACAAUGUCCUCAGGUUCCACUUCAUGUCUCCCCCGCCAGCACAGUCGAUGGUCCAAGCCUUGGAGUUACUCUAUGCUCUCGGAGGUCUGGACAAAGACUGUCGCCUAACUGAGCCACUUGGCAUGAGAAUCGCAGAGUUCCCUCUGAACCCCAUGUUUGCCAAGAUGCUGCUGGAAUCAGGAAACUUCGGCUGCUCUCACGAGGCCCUGAGCAUCGCCGCCAUGAUGCAGAUCCAGAAUGUCUUCGUGUUUCCCUCAAACCAGAAGUCUCAGGCGACUCGAGUGCACCGGAAAUUUGCUGUGGAGGAGGGUGACCAUCUCACCAUGCUCAAUGUGUAUGAAGCAUUUAUCAAACACAACAAGAGCUCCCAGUGGUGUCAAGAGCAUUUCCUGAAUUACAAAGGCCUUGUCAGAGCUGCCACUGUGAGAGAACAGUUGAAAAAGCUCCUUGUCAAGUUCCAGGUGCCCAAGAUGUCCAGCGAAGGUGAUCCAGAUCCGGUCCUGAGGUGCAUCGUGUCGGGAUUCUUUGCAAAUGCAGCACGGUUUCACUCCACCGGAGCAUAUAGGACUAUCCGUGAUGAUCAUGAGCUGCACAUUCACCCUGCCUCAGUCCUCUAUGCGGAGAAGCCACCCCGCUGGGUUAUCUACAAUGAGGUUAUACAGACCUCCAAGUAUUACAUGCGGGAUGUGACGGCCAUAGAAUCUGCUUGGCUGCUGGAGCUGGCUCCACACUUUUAUCAACAAGGAACGCACCUGUCCCUGAAAGCCAAAAGGACCAAGGUCCAGGACCAAUGACUGGAGCUCAGCAGGUGGCUGCGGGGACAGUUUGGCACCCUUCCUUCAUGUUGUUUCUGGCACCAGCUCAGGUGGAACAGGCAGCCACUCUGGUGUGGGCUGCACUCUGCUCAUUAGCCCCCCUCUUCCUG